Molecule: messenger RNA, 480 nt
Organism: Macrobrachium nipponense
Lineage: Eukaryota; Metazoa; Arthropoda; Malacostraca; Decapoda; Palaemonidae
Product: ribonuclease H-like
Exons: 1
Coding region: 1-480 (159 amino acids)
Biological process (GO): DNA replication, removal of RNA primer
Molecular function (GO): nucleic acid binding; RNA-DNA hybrid ribonuclease activity
Source: RefSeq, a predicted model, not a curated record
AUGUAUUCAAGAAAACUCACAGCCUGCUGGAGGACCUCCAACCAUGCCUCCACUAUGCAGACAGAAUUAAUAGCAAUAAUACAGGCACGGUUAUACUCGCUAGAGAAUGAAGAAGGGCCUGUAAUCAUCCACACUGACUCAAAGUCCUCAAUGCAAGCUUGCAACAACAACAAAAACAAAGAGAACAAGGCACUGCUGGCUGGAAUUAAAACACUGCUGCAUCAGCACAGUGAAAGAAGAAGACCUGUCAUCUUAAACUGGAUACCCAGUCAUAUAGGAAUUCCAGGUAAUGAGAGGGCCGAUGAGCUAGCCAAAAGCACAAAGCACAUUGACAGAGUGCAAAUACACAUACAACCUGAGCUGCAACAAGUCAAGAAUGCAAUGAAACCACUCUGCAAAGAAAACCUGCUAAAAGACAUCAAAAGUGGAUGGAAAAGAACUCACCGUCUGCCAGAUGGUAUAAAUGGUCGACAGAUCUAG